This is a messenger RNA of Cryptomeria japonica (Japanese cedar), 1479 nucleotides long. RefSeq lists its product as uncharacterized. The transcript is spliced from 8 exons. Lineage: Eukaryota; Viridiplantae; Streptophyta; Pinopsida; Cupressales; Cupressaceae. The coding region runs from base 237 to 1271 and encodes 344 amino acids. The record is from RefSeq and is a predicted model, not a curated record. Gene Ontology annotation, cellular component: membrane.
CCCCAAAAGAAAAGCGAACCAAUAAAACAUUCAAAAACCCACCAAAUUGAACAACACCUAACAUUCAAAUCUACCAGUUCCUCAUCCUUGGUCUGAGAAUAGACUAGCAGGUGCCACAAACAUCCAACACCCAUUUCAACAAACGAAGCUGCUCAAACUCUCCGCAAAUAGCAGAGCAGAAAAGCAGAUAGAAAGAAACCCAACCAGUUAGUUCCUCAUGCUUGAUUGAGGGAGAGAUGGGGCUGGUAAUGUACUGGUAUGACAUAGUGUGUGUGGGAAUCGUGGUAGCUGCAGUGGUGGGAGCAAUAGUGGUGCUGAUUCAGAACGAAGGGAAGGGAAUAAAGGCAUGGUCAGGGCAAGGAGAGCCCAAAUAUGAGAGCCUUGCUCUGCCCGCAUUGGAGGAGGAUCAGGAGGCGCAUUACACCAAGGGAUUCGUCUCCUCUAUGUGUCUCUGGAUGACCUGCUGGAGAUGUCUUCAUCCUGCGAUUCUCGGGGUUUUUCGCUUUGUGGCCUUCAUCAUCAUGCUGCUCCUGCUCAUCUGGGAUAUCAAGAUCUGGACUUUAACCAUCUUCGCCUACUACACAGAGUGGACCUUUACCUUAUGCAUUAUUUACUUUGGGUUGGCUACUUUAGUUUCAGCACAUGGAUGUAGUCAAUUAGCCAGAAGAUAUUUUACAAAAAAUGAAAAUGAAAGAGCCAAGUUCUUGAAGAGAAAUCCAGAAGAAGAAGAAAAUAUUUCAGAAAUAGAAAAUCAAUUAGAAAGAGGCUUACUCAAAAUAAAUAGCCAUCAAGAAUGGGAACAACAACAAAAAAAGAGAGCUAAUUUUUGGGGCUAUGCAAUGCAAAUUAUUUAUCAGACAUGUGCAGGUGCUGUGAUGAUGACAGAUAUUGUUUUUUGGCUCGUAAUUGUCCCCUUUCUAAGAACUGAACGUUUCACUGUGGAUUUUUUGAUGGGAAGUAUGCAUACGGUUAAUGCUAUAUUUCUCUUCAUUGAUGGUGGUCUCAACAGUAUGCGCUUCCCCUGGUUUCGAGGUGCAUAUUUCGUGCUAUAUACUUCACUCUAUGUCAUUGUCCAAUGGAUUCUCCAUGCAUGUGGUAUGACUUGGUGGCCAUAUCCAUUCCUUGAGCUCUCAACAGCCUGGGCUCCAUUAUGGUACUUUUGUUUGGCUAUUGUGUGUAUCAUAUGUUAUGGGAUAUUUGCUUUGUUUAUAAAGCUCAAAGAGUCUUGCUUCCCAAAAUGGUUUCCCUAUGCAUAUCAAUGUUUAUAUUGAUAAUUUGUUUGAAGUGCUUGCCAAAGAUGUAUAAAUUAAUCAAAGAAUAUCCCCACAUGGUUUCACCUCUUUAUUAUAAAUUAUAUAUCGAAAGCAUGCUAUUGUUAAAUGAGGAAUUCAUUGAUGUUCAUAUGUAAACUUUGGAGAACCAACUAUAAUUUGUUGGAUUUUGUAACAAAUAUAAUCAAAAGUUUAUUUUUUGAUCGGA